Lingula anatina is the source of this 5289-nucleotide messenger RNA. RefSeq names its product cell migration-inducing and hyaluronan-binding protein. The record is from RefSeq and is a predicted model, not a curated record. Lineage: Eukaryota; Metazoa; Brachiopoda; Lingulata; Lingulida; Lingulidae.
GUACUGUAGUUGUGUGAGUGUGGAGUCGUGAACUGUUGUUUAAAGUAGCCUAAGUAAGACUACUCGUCAGCGAGGGCUAUGUGACAACCACUCGUGCAUAUAACUCUCACUGACUUAGGGUCUAUCUAUUACUUCACUACACACUGGGCAAUGAUGUCGCUGUGAUUUCGGGAAGGCCGGCAUCCAUUUAUAGAUUAUAUUCUUCUCAGGUGCGAUUUAGGCAACUUAUUUGGCACAUGAACUCACCUAUCGCAUGUAAUCACAGAUUAUACAUUAUGUACUCGUAAGCCUGAGAAUUCAGCAUCUGUGACCGAGACACUUCCAUCACGCAGCAUUUGGAGAGCGAGGAGGGAAAGAGACAGAGACCACCGAGAAGCUCCGCUAAAAUGGCAAAGCUUUGUGGAGUCCUUUGUUUCAUUGCUUGGUUACUGUUCACAGCCCAGGCGUCUUGUCCAGAUAAGGAGUCACAACUACAACUAUGGAGACCCGGAAAUAACCCGGCCGCUGACGUCAUAAUCCCCAAAGGCAAACGUUAUCUGUUGGACAGGUCGACAACAGUUAAAAGCAUUACCAUUCAGGAUGGUGGAAAGCUGGUGUUCAAGGAUGGUGUGGCGCCAAUUGUCGUGAAGACUAAACACAUUCUUGUAGAGGAUGGCGGAGAGAUGCAUAUUGGUAGUCCUGAUUGUAGAUAUCAGGGGAACGUGACCAUCGUCCUGCAGGGCAAGUCUACUGAUGCGGGGCAGGAUCCAAACUUUGGUAAGAAGUUUAUAGGCGUUACUAAAGGCGGUACCUUGGAAAUCCACGGCAAGGCAAAGACCGCCUGGACUUUUCUGCAGGGACACCUGACAGGCCCACUGGCUGAAGGAGCCGUCAAUGACCCAUGGGUGAGCCGAGGGUUAAACGUCCGUGUUAUAGACCGGCUGUCUGGUAAUACUACAGAACGCCAGGCAUUCGACACGUACUACGACCAAACAGCCUCGCAGCGCCUGGUUGACUUCCUGAAGAAACAAAAAAAUGGAGACAUAAUCGUAAUAUUAGCCGUUGACGAAGCUUCUACAAAGCUGAGCAAGGAUGCCAAAGACUUUCUUACCAACAUGGGGAGCAAAGAGAUUGGGAAUCUUCGCUAUAGGGACCCGUGGACGUUCAUUACAAUUAAAGGCACGCCGUCAGAAACUGUUGAACAAAGAGUGAAACACAUCGGCUACACAACGAUGCACUAUGCUCAAACUGAGAAACAGCUCACCAAUGCCAAUGGCCAGUUCCGGGUCUUCGUCAGGAGCGGAUGGGACGGUCCAAACAAAUGGGCCAGCGGUCUAUUUGAACUGACUGACGUAACGGAUGGACACGUGAUCACACUGGCAGAUGACGUCAGCAGUUGGAAGGAAGGAGAUCGUGUAGUUAUCAGCAGCACUGACAUUUCCAUGUAUCAAGCGGAAGAGUUUGUGAUUGGAAAAUGUGACACAUGUAGUCGUUAUCAAGUCAAGAUUAUGGGUCGAGUAAACUAUGUCCAUUUUGGCGGCUCUUCCUAUGGUGUUGAUAUGCGGGCUGAGGUCGGUUUACUAAGCAGAAAUAUAGUUAUCAAAGGAGAAAUGGAGCCGAAAUGUUAUGGGGACAAUUUCUGCCAGUUCUUCGACUACGACACGUUCGGUGGCCAUUUGAAGAUUUUGAAAGGCUUCAAAUCUGUCCAUCUGUCCGGGGUGGAGUUUUUCAAUAUGGGCCAACAAAUCCCUGGCAGUUACCCUAUUCAUUUCCACAUGUGUGGUGACGUGGACGAACUCGGUGGCUACACGAACCCUACCUGGGUUAAAGACCUGUCCAUCCACCACUCCUUCAGUCGAUGUGUCACAAUCCAUGCCACUAAUGGACUUUUGGUUCAAAAUGUCGUUGGCUACGAUGCACUGGGUCAUUGCUUCUUCCUGGAGGACGGCAAUGAACAAAGGAACACUCUGGACCAUAACCUGGGUCUCCUCACCAAACCGGGCACCAUCCUGCCUUCUGAUAGAAAUACCAAGAUGUGCAAAGCUAUGAAAGAUAAUGUUAUUGCGGGAUAUACGCCUUCACCUGGGGGUUGCUACACAACGAUGCACUAUGCUCAAACUGAGAAACAGUUCACCAAUGCCAAUGGCCAGUUCCGGGUCUUCGUCAGGAGCGGAUGGGACGGUCCAAACAAAUGGGCCAGCGGUCUAUUUGAACUGACUGACGUAACGGAUGGACACGUGAUCACACUGGCAGAUGACGUCAGCAGUUGGAAGGAAGGAGAUCGUGUAGUUAUCAGCAGCACUGAUUUGUCCAUGUAUCAGGCUGAAGAGUUUGUGAUUGGAAAAUGUGACGGGUGUAGUCGUUAUCAAGUCAAGAUUAUGGGUCGAGUAAACUAUGUCCAUUUUGGCGGCUCUUCCUAUGGUGUUGACAUGCGGGCUGAGGUCGGUUUACUGAGCAGAAAUAUAGUUAUCAAAGGAGAAAUGGAGCCGAAAUGUUAUGGGGACAAUUUCUGCCAGUUCUUCGACUACGACACGUUCGGUGGCAAUUUGAAGAUUUUGAAAGGAUUCAAAUCUGUCCAUCUGUCCGGGGUGGAGUUUUUCAAUAUGGGCCAACAAAUCCCUGGCAGUUACCCUAUUCAUUUCCACAUGUGUGGUGACGUGGACGAACUCGGUGGCUACACAAACCCUACCUGGGUUAAAGACCUGUCCAUCCACCACUCCUUCAGUCGAUGUGUCACAAUCCAUGCCACUAAUGGACUUUUGGUUCAAAAUGUCGUUGGCUACGAUGCACUGGGUCAUUGCUUCUUCCUGGAGGACGGCAAUGAACAGAGGAACACUCUGGACCAUAACCUGGGUCUCCUCACCAAACCGGGCACCAUCCUGCCUUCUGAUAGAAAUACCAAGAUGUGCAAAGCUAUGAAAGAUAAUGUUAUUGCGGGAUAUACGCCUUCACCUGGGGGUUGCAACGCAGUAACCACAUUCUGGAUAGCCCAUCCAAACAACACGUUUACCAACAACGCUGCUGGAGGUUCCGCGAGCGUUGGUUUCUGGUUUGUGUUCCACAGGGAACCCACUGGACCGUCUAAGGGAACGUUGCCAAUGUUUCACUGUGAAAGGACCCCGAUCAAAAAGUUCUCUAACAACAGGGCUCAUUCAAAUAUGGGGAAGGCGUCAUUGAUGUUGGAUGACGGUGUGAAGACGUCACCCUCUUCGUCACGGUCACCAGCUGAGUAUUUAUCCAUGACCGGGGCAAGGCACGCUCCUCACGUUGACGCCGAUAUCAACAAGCCGAGAUCCCCCUCUAUAGUGGACCGCUUUACGGCUUACAAGUCACCGACUUGGGGGAUUUGGGCCCGUGGGGGUGAUAUAAUAAUCCAAAACUCAAGGUUUUCUGACAUCACAACUGCGGUCAUCUUAGCAAGUGAAGGUGUCACCCCAUUCGACGCCGGCAGUCACCAGACUAUCCGAGACACCAUAUUUGUUGGCGAAAGUGAAAACAGGGGGUCAAAGAAUUUAAACGCAUGGAACGGGAAUUGGGUUGCUGGCUUUGACGGAAAGAUGCGAAUGAUGCCCAGUGACAAAACAAAUCCCAAGAGAGCUAUUGCAGUAUAUGACGGCCCAAUUUCUAUAGAAAGGUGUCAGUUUAAGCGCUACGUGAGUCAAUACAACAACGCUACGGCCGCCAUUGGGUUCCUCCUGCGGAACGGCUGGCAGUUGGCUACGACAAGCAGAUUCACUGGCAUCUCCUUUGAUGACGUAACUCGCCAUACAUGGGUCGGGCGUGUUCCUACUGGGUAUUACGCCUCCAAACCAGACAGAGACGGCGACAAAACAGAGAUUUUCCACGACGAGGACGGCUCCGUCACUGGAUACAAGGACUCAUAUGUCGUUCGAACGGACAACCAUCUUCUGCGCCAUGCUGGGUGUGUCGAAAAACCAGAGUGGAAUGCCGCAGUCUGUAAAGGAUCAUAUGCUCAGAUGUGGGUGAGAGCCAACACCAAGGUACUCCGAAUGUCCAUGACCCGGACCGACCACCCUGACAAACCGAUUGAACUGGUCAGCCCGUGGAGAAAAGGCGGCGGAGUUUGGAACCAGUACCAGCCGUCCAUGUUACUGGGGCAGACCUAUACCAUUCACUGGGACGGUACAUCACCUGCUACCGUGCAGCUGCACCCCAUUAACUUCAACAAAAACGACAAUAUAAUCGUUGGGCUCUGUUAUCCAAUUGGAACAACCUUUAAAAUCCAGUACCAGCGUCUGUACCAAUGGCAGUCCAUCAAACCUCUGACCGCUGCCACAUCGCUGGCCGGGGUGAAAAAUGGCGACGGAAGCGUUUAUUUCUGGGAUGCACAAGUCGGGCUUCUAUUUCUGAAAAUCACUACUGCAUACAACAGAGAGGGGUGGAAUUACUGCUCUACCCAGGGCUGUGAGUACAUAUCCAUCGAGGCCACCAUACCAAAUGGCGCCACCAGCGUCUGCCCAGGACAGGCCUAUCCGAAGUACCAACAAAGACCUGCCAGCAUUUUAAUCGGAUAAAUCAACCUAACGGACUGGUUCGCAAGAGGACUUUGGUCUGAAACUAGUUUUUUACUAUUAGACCCGAUUUUAGCCGAUUUUUUAGCCUACUGUGACCCAAGAUUAAUUGUCACUUCCUUCAUUUUUUUAUCAAGAAAGACAUGUGUUCCGUGUUUUAGACAAAUGUAUGUUAUAAUUUAGUUAAAGUAAACAGAGUUCUGGUUUAAAUUAAAAAGACACUUUUGGGACAAAUUUACCAACCAACCCCUGAUACCAAAUAGUGAAAGAAAUUCUCGGAACAUUGUUACGCUUGUCACUAUGGCUUUAACUAAUGUAAAUACCAGUAACACACUUUUAAAUAAAGCUUGAAAAAUCAAUGUGGCAUCACAAUUUUUCGAAAACAAAAUGUUAUAAAUAAGAAUGAUACCAAUUCACCAUUAUUGAUAUGACCAAGCAAUCGCGCGCUGAGACGUUAUGUGAACACCCGACAACAAUUCCAACAAUGAGUAAAGUCGUUUUAAUUUCCAGUCAAUAUGUUAGGUCGACCCAAACUUAUCGCACCUUUUAUUAUUUACGAUAAUUGAUAGAAAUUUGAUUAUACGUCACAGUUAAGAUACGAAAUAAAAUUAAAAUUUUAACUGGCUUUCUAGAAAAUACCAGCAUAAUAAGACUGGAAAACUAACGCAUGUAGCACUACAGCAGUCUUAAUGGCACAUGUAUUAACAGACAGUUCAUCAUCGCUUAUGUUUAGGGGGCUAUCAUAAUCAGGAAAUAAAUCAGAAAAGUUUUAAUUUAA